This is a messenger RNA of Andrographis paniculata, 961 nucleotides long. RefSeq lists its product as uncharacterized. The record is from RefSeq and is a predicted model, not a curated record. The transcript has 4 exons. NCBI's taxonomy places the organism in Eukaryota, Viridiplantae, Streptophyta, Magnoliopsida, Lamiales, Acanthaceae. Bases 1 to 480 code for a protein of 159 amino acids. Gene Ontology annotation, molecular function: oxidoreductase activity. Gene Ontology annotation, cellular component: endoplasmic reticulum lumen.
AUGGCUUCAUUGAAGAAGCUGUGCCUCUCGCUAAUUUCGCUAUUUCUCCUUGGACUUUGUGGGGCAGAGGACAAACUGAGCACCAAAGAAUGUGAAAAUUUAGGGUUCACGGGCCUCGCCCUUUGCUCUGAUUGCCACACUUUCGCUGAAUAUGUCAAAGAUCAAGAGCUGGUUUCUGAGUGUUUGAAGUGUUGUACUGAAGAUUCUGAUGCCACAAGCAAGGUUAUAUAUUCUAGUGCAAUUCUAGAGGUUUGCAUGAGGAAACUUGUGUUUUAUCCAGAAAUCGUCGGCUUCAUUGAGGAAGAAAAAGAUCAAUUCCCAACUGUUAAGGUUAAAUAUGCCUAUAAUUCACCACCAAAGUUGAUCAUGUUGGAUGAUGAUGGACAAGUGAAGGAAACAAUCCGAGUUGAUAACUGGAAACGAGAGCACAUACUGCAGUUUCUGAAGGAGAAAGUCAAACCUUCAUCUUCAGACAUAUGAGUAAGUAUAUCAUUAUUUUCUAAAUCUACAUAUUCAUGUACUACGAGGAACUCAAGCUGUGGAUAGGUGCUAUGGCGUUACUUGGUUAGUACAGAAGGUGACGAUGAAAUGCGACAAAGGUUAAGAAUUGUGUUACUCAAACGGCCUUUGUGGUUGAGUAAGCAUCAUAUGAACUCGACCAUUUGGUUUUGGUUUUGGACUUGAAUUGACAACAUACAUACGACCAUAGUAUAGUUCGAUCAAGUAUAAUGCAUCCUUGUUAUAAUGAUGUACUUUUCAGUCUUCUUGAAUAUCACACUUUUGAUCGGCCUACAUAUAUGCAAGUAAAUUGGAAGUUGUUUAGCACCGGGUUUGUUGUAUUUUUGCAAGUUCUAGAUAUUCAAAGGUUGAUUGGGAUAAGUUCUUUGUUGUACUGAUUCUUGUUCAUGUUUAACCUGAACUUGAUCAUGUUCGAGAUUAGAUAUUUGGAGGUUUCACUGUU